UUUCUGUUCAAGUUUUAAGAGAUGUAACAGGUAGACAUUCAGGUUGAGGUAGCUAUCACAUCUUGCUCUUCCCUUUAUCCUCUUAACCAUCAUCAACUUAACUAUUAUUUCUGUUUCAAUUGGUUUGUCAAAUUUGUCACUUGAUUGUUUUUCGUAACUAUUUAUUAUCCAUCUGUAAUCAUAUUUUGUUUCAUUAACAAGUUGCCUCUGUGAUUGAAAGGCUUUGAAAGUCCAUAAAAUGAAAUGGACAACGCUAACUUCUUUGGUACUUCUAAUUCCGCUUCUAUUACUUUUGGUUGUUCUAAAAGAAACCACAUUCAAUCAGACAACGGAUAAUGACGAUGUUGGUGUGUAUUUAGCUAGUAAGAGAACCAUCGAUGACCUAGCUAAUUUGAUUGAUCCUUCUCAAUCUUGUAAAUGUGACUGUGAUAAAGAAACGGCUUCUAUCGUAGAAGCAGCAGCGGCUGCUGCCGCAGCAGACUCUUCAACCUUUUCUCGUACUACUAUUUUAACUACUCUUCCUCCGGGAGAAGAUGUUCCUGCAGAAACCGAGGCUAUAACAUCUAGUUCAACCAACGACCAAGCCAAACCUCCUACCAUAUUUGUGAUAACUCCAACUUAUACUAGGCCAACUCAGAUGGCUGAUAUGACCCGUCUUGCUCAAACUCUGAUGCUUGUUAAAAAUAUCUUCUGGAUAGUGACAGAAGACUCUCACUUACUUAACCAACAAGUUGCUGAUCUGCUUAAUAGAACCAACAUUCCACAUAUUCAACUUCUCGGGCCUCGACCUAAAACUCACUUGGACAAACGAAGUGGUCGUGGUGUCUCAAACAGACUUGUUGCUCUGCAGUGGCUUCGCACAACUUUUGCCAAUGAAUCUAAUGCUCAAGGAGUGAUCUAUUUUGCUGAUGAUGACAACGCAUACGAUAUCAAAGUUUUUGAGGAGAUGAGGGAUACAAAGAAAGUAUCAGUAUGGCCUGUUGGAUUAAUUGCCAAAAUUGGAUUGUCAACUCCAAUAUUGAACCUCACAACAGGCAAGGUUGUAGGAUUUCACGACCCUUUCAUGGGACGUAGAAAGUUUGCUGUUGAUAUGGCCGGAUUUGCUGUUAAUUUAAAUCUAUUUUUAUCUAAACCGAAAGCAAUUAUGCCUUAUAAAGUUGGCUACGAAGAAGAUUAUUUUAUUAGAAGUCUAGGUGUUACAAUUGAUGAUUUAGAACCAAAAGCAAAUAACUGCACACAGAUUUUGGUAUGGCAUUCGAAGACUCAACCUGGAAAAGAUCCCGAGUUUGUUAAUCUGAAAAAGGAGAUUUCCAACUCAACCAAUCUAGUUCAAUUGUAUACCAAUGUCCUUCGACAAUGACAAUUUGCGCAGGGAAAUACAUUUUUUUAUAUGUAUUGGUGCCAAUUAUUUAUUUUAAGUGUCCUUGAACAAAUAAACCUCGUAAAAAUAUGAAAAAAUAUAUUGAACUAUUGAAAGUUUAUUUAAUUUGAA
This is a messenger RNA of Tetranychus urticae (two-spotted spider mite), 1492 nucleotides long. Its product is annotated as galactosylgalactosylxylosylprotein 3-beta-glucuronosyltransferase 2. The record is from RefSeq and is a predicted model, not a curated record. Gene Ontology annotation, cellular component: Golgi membrane. NCBI's taxonomy places the organism in Eukaryota, Metazoa, Arthropoda, Arachnida, Trombidiformes, Tetranychidae. Gene Ontology annotation, molecular function: galactosylgalactosylxylosylprotein 3-beta-glucuronosyltransferase activity. Gene Ontology annotation, biological process: carbohydrate metabolic process; chondroitin sulfate proteoglycan biosynthetic process.